AUGCCGAGCGGGGGAAAGAAGGGGAGGCUCGGGGGGAUUUCCUGGCUCGUCCCCUCCGACCAGCGGCCCAAGCCCAGGCGGACCGACGGCAACCGGGCGGCGCCGCCGGUCACUGGGCACGCGGGUUUCCCCACCUCCGUCGCGGAGGUCGUCACCAAGAACAACUCUUGGGCGAAGAAGCCGCCGCCCCGGUGGUUGCGGAGCUCCAAUGCUGGUGGCGGGGAGGCGGGUUUUUCCACCAUGGCCACGCUCGCCGCCGUGAUCAUGGAGGCUUCCGCGUCCAGCGCCGCUUCCCCCCCCGUCUCGCCACCGUCGCCGCUGCAGCCCUUGUCAACGAAGGCGGAGGACCGGGCUUCAGAGGCCUGGCCGCUCCUGGCGGCGACUUGCCGAGACAGAGGGAGGAAAGGUGAGAUUUUCCCGGGGCUUCGGGCUUUCUCUCCGCUGGAGGCACCGAUCAAUGAGUUCUCCAAGGGAUUCCCUGGAUCGAUUUACAGGGAUGAGGGGAUUCCUCAGAUCUUCCCCAGAACCGAAUUUCUCGAGGAAGAGGCCCAUCAGGCCUCUCCGCGAUCGAAGAGGGAAACUCUGGAAAAUCAUAAGUUCAGAGACCUCGGGGUCUCGGUUGGGGAAGACGAGCCAGAGAAGAAGCUACUCGAAGUCGGGCGACGAAGAUGGCUGCUGAUCCUUACGAGGUUGCUGAUCCUCGUCGUCUUUCUGACGAUCGGGAGUAAGAAGAUUGCACUCGGUAUAUCGAUUUCCGCCAUGGCUGCUCUGUUCGUCGAAGCCAUCUUCAAAAGCUUCCUCCCCUUCCUCAGAACCUGGGAGGAAGCAGAGAAAAGCCUGAGGUCCGCCACAGGCGGCAUCUCCAUUCCAGGUGUCCCCGCCCCGCUGCUCGACGUGCCGCCGGGUUCGAGCGGCGGCGAAGAAGUCGCCGCCGAGUCGCCGGCGGCUUAUGAGCCUGAUCUUGGGUCUGAGUGGAGUUGGGAGGCGAGGGCACCUCUAGAAGUCUUGUUUUCCCCCGCGCCGGUGGCGGCUUCAGCGGCGGAGGAAGACCGUGCUGAAGAGGAAGGUGGGCAGAGUCUGGGGAGGGUACACCGCAGGUCGAGUGGGAAGACGAAGAAACUGUUGAAGAAGCUGGUGCGAAAGAGCUCUGCGGCACCCAGCGUGGAGAGAGAGGAAUGA
Spirodela intermedia is the source of this 1179-nucleotide messenger RNA. Lineage: Eukaryota; Viridiplantae; Streptophyta; Magnoliopsida; Alismatales; Araceae. The record is from the annotation of a GenBank genome assembly.